Molecule: messenger RNA, 273 nt
Organism: Clonostachys byssicola
Lineage: Eukaryota; Fungi; Ascomycota; Sordariomycetes; Hypocreales; Bionectriaceae
Source: the annotation of a GenBank genome assembly
AUGUCCACAGAAAUCGGUAACAACAACAGCAACAACACCAAGAUGGGCCAGAAUUCUGCUUUGGAGCGCAUCAUACAAGCUAUCACAGCCGCUGCGCUUGUCGGAAUUCUCGUUAUCCUCGCGCUUUUACUCAUCGAGGUCAAGAAGUUCACCAACGAAGACCAAGGCCUCGUCGCUAGCCUCUCUUCCGAUCCACUGGGCAUAAAGAUCCCCAAGUGCGCCUUUAUAUAUGUCGGUCACGAAUCGGACGUGAUUAUCUAUCAAGAGGAUUAG